Fragaria vesca subsp. vesca is the source of this 744-nucleotide messenger RNA. Its product is annotated as expansin-A22-like. The record is from RefSeq and is a predicted model, not a curated record. The coding region runs from base 14 to 637 and encodes 207 amino acids. NCBI's taxonomy places the organism in Eukaryota, Viridiplantae, Streptophyta, Magnoliopsida, Rosales, Rosaceae. The transcript has 2 exons.
UUAUCAAACAGACAUGGCUAUGUUGAAGUAUUUGCUUGCAGCAGCGUCGCUGUUCAUCUCUCUUUUCGUUCAGGGCAUGCGCGGUGAUAACAUGACUACUUGGUUUACUGGUGCAACUGCGUCGUUCUACGGCGACAUGCGUGGCAGAGGAACCAAUAAGGGUGCCUGUGGAUACGGUGAUCUGAAAAAACAAGGCUAUGGCUUGGAGACGACGGCUCUCAGCACAGCACUCUUUAACGACGGCCUUGCUUGUGGCGCUUGUUACGCCCUCAUAUGUGUCGAUGAUCCAAAAGGGUGCUUACCUAAUGCUGGUGCUGUCUUAGUUACAGCAACCAAUUUUUGCCCAUCAAAUUAUACCAAGCCUUCAGGGGGCACCAACAACUGGUGCAACCCACCAUCGAAACACUUCAGGUUGUCCCUGCCUGCGUUCACAAAAAUCACAGAUGAAAAUACUCCUAUGGUACCAGUUAUAUAUCGCAGAGUCCCGUGUGGUAAAGCUGGAGGGGUUAAGUUCCAAAUAGUGAAGGGGGGCUCUAGUGUGAUGCGUGUGUUAUUGUACAAUGUGGCCGGAGCUGGUAAUGUUUCUGAUGUCAAAAUUAAGGGUUCUACCAGUUCUGGUUGGCUUCAUAUGACAUGAAUUCAGGGCCAAACUUGGCAGAUCGGAAACAAGUUACAAGGCCAAAGCUUGUCGUUCCUAGUUACCACUAGUGAUGGGAAGACGGUAGAGUUUGAUAACAUUGUGUC